Messenger RNA from Letharia lupina, 750 nucleotides. RefSeq lists its product as uncharacterized. The record is from RefSeq and is a predicted model, not a curated record. The coding region runs from base 1 to 750 and encodes 249 amino acids. Lineage: Eukaryota; Fungi; Ascomycota; Lecanoromycetes; Lecanorales; Parmeliaceae. The transcript is spliced from 2 exons.
AUGCCAGGCCAACGUGUCGAUCAGAUGGUCAGCGACAUGACUGAUGAAGAGUACCGCGCGGCUGAAGAAAACUACGAAAACUACCACCCCCAGGCUGACUUGAUGAGUUUCGAAGAGCGUAUGGAGCACCACAAAUACGAAGAAGAGCUGUAUGAAGACCAGGCACAAGGGCGUGAUAGUGAUGUUCGUGCUCGUAGAGCUGAUUACGCUUCCAAUCCGCCUGGGCGUUCCAACUAUGGUGGGUCUCGGAUGUCUCGUUCACGUGGGGAGCGUCUGCCAUGCGUUAUCCAUGCGAAAACUCACCGCAACACAGUCGCCACACAGGCGAGCACAAUGGUGGCAUUUGGCAAUCAUAUUGCCAUCUCCGUCAAACACAGCGUUGCAGGAGCGGGGAGCGUGCUGGUAGGCGCGCCGGGCACGACGGCAACAAAUGUUCUCAUUCAAGGCCGGCAAGGGCCCAGCGCUUCGGACAGCGAGCGUGACGAAUUGGGGCUGCCAACGCGGAAGAAACGUGCACGUAACGGCAGAGUUUUUGGAAAACUUACGACAGCAGCCAUGAUAGCAAGGGAGAUGGGAAAAGUAAACAUCAUCAUAGUCGCACGUCAACCACACGCGUCACGCAUCCAAAUCAGAACUAUGCGAGCGGUCCCUCCUACCAUCAUGGCGAUCGUCGUGGCACCGGUAGAGGAGGGUAUGAAUAUGAGGCUUCCUCUGAAGGCGAGUCACUGGUCGGAGAUUCUCACGGCCUAA